AUGCACACUCCUAUCUGUGGCGUCGAGAUCCGCACCGAGGCUCCCUUUAUAGCCCCGGCCGCUGCUCGUCAAAAAUUUCCCAUGGCCAAUCCACCUAUCCAGCUGUCCCUCCAGACAGACAAAAGUACCCCAAGUCUGACUCCACCGGUCACACCCAUCGCCAAAGACUCCCACGCACCAAACCCAUUCCACGAAACCCAGCUCACCUACUUCACCGACGACCUCGACCUCUGCCUCGACAGCAACAAUCGCCAUGUCGAGUUCGGCCGCGGCGUCUGGAGCACCGUGUACAAAGCACGCGCUAAACCAUCCACUCUCCUCGGAACACCCCCCAGCUCCCCAGUGACCGCCGCGCAAGUCUUCGCCGUCAAGGCCCCAUUGCGCCGGGAUGCGCGCCCAGUCCUCAAAGCCGAAGCGGCAACACUCACUCGCCUCACUCGCCUCCCGAACCACGAGGCCCACAUCGUGCCCUAUUACGGCUUCCAUGUCGAGAUGUGCGCACUCGUCCUCUCCGCCAUCCCGCUCUCCCUCGCAACAUUCACGGAAGAUCAGGCCGAGCUUGCGCGCCACAAAAACCCAAUGCAGACCAUGUUCGAGCCUGUGCAGGGUCCGGCCUCGUUCCAAGAUCUUGCUCGCAAGCUGAUCGCAGGCUUGAAUUGGCUUCAUGAUGUCGCAGGCCUCGUCCACGGCGAUAUCAAGCCGCAGAAUAUCCUCCUGCGGGAAACCGAGUCGGACGUCUUUCCCUAUGAGCCUGUCUUCAUUGAUUUCUCGGCCACUGUCGAAAUCCGCAGCGAGGAUGCACCGCUGGAUACGACGCGCGCGUCCAUGUCCUCGUUUACGCCGCCGUUCACGGCACCGGAGAUGCUGGCUGCGUUGAUGUGCAAGGAGAUGGCGCCGACGGCUGCGUCGGAUGUGUUCUCGCUUGCGGCGACGUUGCUGGCUGUCGCGACGGGAGAUUUGUUGCUGUAUUCGAAUAUGAAUCAUCGGUUGAGGCUGGAGAUGGCCCGCGCGGGACAUCAGAUCAUUGAUUUCACGCGCUCGGGCAUGAGUGGGUGUCGGGUGCCGAGGAAUGGGUUUGUCGAGCGCAUUGUCAAGCCGGCUGUUGUGAAGGAUCCGAGUAUGCGGAUUUCAACGGCGGAGUGGUUGAAGCUUGUGCGUGAGGUUUGA
Penicillium olsonii is the source of this 1167-nucleotide messenger RNA. NCBI's taxonomy places the organism in Eukaryota, Fungi, Ascomycota, Eurotiomycetes, Eurotiales, Aspergillaceae. The record is from the annotation of a GenBank genome assembly.